This is a messenger RNA of Sycon ciliatum, 2876 nucleotides long. RefSeq names its product major facilitator superfamily domain-containing protein 12-like. The transcript is spliced from 13 exons. Gene Ontology annotation, cellular component: plasma membrane. Gene Ontology annotation, molecular function: symporter activity. Lineage: Eukaryota; Metazoa; Porifera; Calcarea; Leucosolenida; Sycettidae. Gene Ontology annotation, biological process: carbohydrate transport. The record is from RefSeq and is a predicted model, not a curated record. Bases 147 to 1718 code for a protein of 523 amino acids.
GUCGACAUCGCGAUAUCGACAGUUCUUUCAAAAUUUCUGCUAUUGUUUCUUUCUCUCCGUGCCUUGAUUGUCGAAACUGGAGAUCAACAUCACUAUUGCUGUUCAAUUUUAGCUCUUAGACCGGGAGGCUUUGCCUGAAAGCCACCAUGAGGUCGUUACACUGGAUUCGCCGUUAUUCGUACGGUGUUGGUCAUGUUAUGAACGACUUGUGUGCCGCCAUGUGGUUCAGUUAUCUGCUGGUUUUUUACCAUGGCGUUCUUGGUAUCAGCAACUUCAGCGCCGGCCUCAUCAUGCUUAUUGGGCAGGUUGCCGACGCCAUGUUCACACCGUUUAUUGGCGUAGCUGCAGACAGCACAAAGAGCGAGUACGGGCCACGCAAGACCUGGCAUCUUCUUGGCACGUUCUGCGUACUCAUCUCCUUCUCGUUCAUCUUCCGCGAGUGUAUUGACUGUGAGAAUGCAUCUGCCUGGGCCAUUAGUCUGUACUACUGCUGCUUUGUAGUGGUGUUUCAGUUUGGAUGGGCGUCCGUGCAGAUCUCUCACCUCUCCCUCAUCCCACAGCUGACUCACGACAGUCUGGAGCAGGUCUCUCUCAACGGUCUGCGAUAUGCUUUCACCAUUAUGAGUACAAUUGCUGUCUACAUCAGCAUGUGGCUCUUACUGGAGUUCGACAAGUCCAAGGAUGGUGAGCUGAAUGCUGCAGAUAGUCCCAUCUUCAUGGAAAUGGGCUACUCUGUAUUGGCUGUGGGAGCGAUAUUUGUUCUGAUAUUUCACCUGGGCGUUAAAGAGAAAUCACCUGCGGAUGCUAUGCGUGACGAGCCAGCAUUCAAGUCAAAGUCGUCGUGGAGGAAGUGGUUCAAGCGUCUACCUUUCUAUCAGAACGCUCUUAUUUACAUGUCAUCUCGACUGAUGGUGAAUAUCUCUCAAAUCUAUGCUCCUCUGUACAUUCUGCAUUCCCUACAUCUACACAAGAGAAACAUUGCCAUCUUUCCGCUGGUGGUGUACGUCAGUGGCUUCAUCACCACGCUACUCAUGCGCAAAAUCAAUGAACGUAUAGGAACACGGGUCACAUACUUAUUGGGAUUAGUGACGUUCCUUGGAGCUUGUGUAUGGUUCCAUUUCCAGAAGCCUCGGUAUGAGUGCGUAGACUUACCUGUGGACACAACCAUACCACCGACCACUCACAACAUCUCCAUCCUAGAGCCAUGCUUAGCCACACAAAAGAUUGAGUAUCACUCAUCGCUGGCAGUGGAGUCUGUGUUUGGUGCCGGUGUACUGCUCGGCAUGGGUGGCUCCACAGCGCUGGUCACAUCUUUGUCAAUGACGUCUCAUCUGAUCGGCAAAGAAACCGAUAGUGGAGCAUUUGUAUAUGGCGCCAUGUCGUUCAUGGACAAACUCUCCAAUGGCAUUGCUGUGCAAGUGAUACAGACGUUACAUCCGUGUGGGCAUGUGGUGUGUUGUCUAGCAUGCGAGUCCUACUACCGUCAGAUCCUGGUGUACGUUCCCGGCAGUGCAGCGUGCUUUGCCUUCCUGGUUCUUGUGUGGAUGGUGAUAAGAGAGCGUGCGGACAAUGCUAUGGCCUCUGGGGCAGAGCUGCAAAAUGAUACGGAGCCGAUUGACAUUCAUUUCCAGAGAGGGAACAACUAUGGAACUGUUACUGCGCCAUCACCUGAUAAAUCAAUCAAUUCCGUGGAGAGACGACCAUUGCUUGACGAGUAAAGUUUAUACGGCGCGCAGGUACUAUAUUUGUACCGGUGUCUGUACCGGUGUAUGCGAUGAGCUCAACGCCGCAUGAUGACAACUCCACCGUUGUCAUGUACCGGUGGGUGUGUGUUCUGCUGGUUUGUUGGGAUACUGGCACACACGCUGCUCUGCCACCUUGAGGAGCAAUGGAGGUGUACUCGUGUCGCGGUUUUGUUGGCAAGGAAGGCUACUCUUCAGUCCACUGCACUGCCCACCACCUGGUCAUCGUGGGCACUCUCUCACUCUCUCACUCUCACUCUCUGGCGUCCGCUGGGCUCGCUGCGAGCGGAGACGUCACGUGUGUAUGUAUGUGCGUGUGUGCGUGCAUGUGUGUGCGUAUGUGUGUUUGGGUGUGGGAGUUGUGACUUGUGUGCAUGCGGUACUGCAGCUCUCCCCGUGUGUAGGCAUAACACGGUACCUUCUUUUGAACCCUUUAUCUGUGAGCUGGACAGAGAUCAGAAACACAGAGAGAGAGAGAGGAUUCCGAGCAAGAUGAAACCAUUUCUUGACCAUAUUUUACAGGCAGUUUUCCGCAUAGGUACUUGAAUUUUUGUUCUCUCAAGAUAACCACCUGGUUUGCAUGUGUGCAUUGUAUUGUGUGUGCAUGUGCACACAUGUGGAUGCCUGCAUGCCUGGUAGGACGUACAGAUUUUCACCUUCAUAUUUGUCGGCUGGCCGGUCCUCUAGUCCCGUCGCCCUCUCUCGAGCAAGUUCUAGAUGCGCAUGCAUGUGUGUGCGUGUGUGCGCAUGUGUGUGUAUGUGUGUGUGUGUGUGUGUGUGUGUGUGUAUGUGUGUUUUGCACCUGCACAUCAAUAGGGCAGAUAUUAUUACAUCUGCAUGCGAGGUCCGUUUGCGUAGACUAGGCUGUUCAUUCGUUCUCAACAAAACCACUGUAGGUGUCUUUCUUUCUCCGAAAGGUCAACAUACUCUCGCCUCAAUCCACUAUAUCUAUGCUUUGCUUUGAUCUGCUAUUAAGUUAAGACAUCUGCUGGAGAUUGUGGUAUCUUGGCAGUGCCGAAAUUCAUUCAUUUUAUAUUUUCAGUAUUUAUAUACUAGAAUGGUGACAGACACUCUGAUAUCAAGGUCAUGCUUGUUCAUCAAGAACAACAGUCAAUAGCAGUAGAAUUUGGCUCA